This is a messenger RNA of Syngnathus typhle (broad-nosed pipefish), 1425 nucleotides long. It is a transcript of the gene fam219ab, whose product is annotated as family with sequence similarity 219 member Ab. Bases 181 to 747 code for a protein of 188 amino acids. The transcript is spliced from 6 exons. Lineage: Eukaryota; Metazoa; Chordata; Actinopteri; Syngnathiformes; Syngnathidae. The record is from RefSeq and is a predicted model, not a curated record.
CCCAGCCCAGCAGUCACCCCAUAGCCACCGUCGACAUUAGUACCAGCUGGGAUGAAGCGCACUUCCGUGAGUGAGCAGGGGUUUGUAUUAUUUCUCGUCUGAUCGGAUCCCACGGGCAUCACAUUCCCGACACGAUCUGGUCGUGAGCUGCGUCGUCGUCUUGGGCGAAAAGGAGGCGACAUGAUGGAGGAGAUCGACCGAUUCCAAGUGCCCAACGUCGUGCAGGAAACGGAGAUGCAGCCGCUGGACCCGGCCUCCUCCACGGCCUCGGAGGCUGACUCGGACACCAGAGAGGGCGAACCCGUCCCCCUCAACUACAAGCCCUCCCCCCUCCAGAUGAAAAUAGAGAAACAGAGAGAGCUAGCCAGGAAGGGCUCGUUGAAGAACGGCAACGUCGUGGGCAGUCCGGUCAACAACCAGCCCAAGAAGAACAACGUCAUGGCCAGAACCCGGUUGGUGGUGCCCAAUAAAGGCUACUCCUCGUUAGACCAGAGUCCAGACGAGAAGCCCUUGGUUGCGUUGGACACAGACAGUGACGAUGACUUUGACAUGUCGAGAUACUCAUCGUCCGGAUACUCCUCUGCUGAGCAAAUCAACCAAGAUCUCAACAUCCAGCUGCUGAAGGACGGUUACCGCUUGGAUGAGAUACCGGACGACGAGGACCUGGAUCUGAUCCCGCCUAAAUCGGUUAACCCGACGUGCAUUUGCUGCGAGGCAAGCCCCUCCACCACCUGUCACAUCCAGUAACCCCUCCCCCUCUUAACUCCCUCAUGUUGAUUUUCUUCGCGGUGAGGCAUGGUAAGAAAUAUACGACCAAUUGAAAUGCGCUAGAAUAGGAAUGACUCAUUUAUUAAUUCAUGAAAUGUUUGUUAAGGGAAAAUGGUGAAGGUAGUCUGAUGUUCACAAGUCGCAAAGAGUUGGCACGAUUGAGAUUUGGGGUGUAGCUUCAGGUUGAACCUAAAAUGCACUUCCAUCCAUCCAUCCAUCUUCUUGAUGGGUGAAUUUAAUUCGCUGAGAGGUUGUUGCCAAUGAUAGCUUCAUUUAUUGACUAAACUUCUGUGUCAGAGACUCUCCACGCUUCACUUUUUGGCCACAGAUACACAUGAAUUAUAACUAUAGUGGAAUAUUAUUAUAAAAUAAAUAUUUUAUUUUGUAGUUGAGCUGUAAUUGUAGCGCCUUUUUUUGUUUCAUCCUGAAAAGUCACCCCAAAGCUGAAGAUGCUUUUUUUUCUCCCCUGCUAGUGCUGAUGUUUUCCUCCUAUGGCAGGACAUGCACUUCUCCUCAACAUAAUCUUAAAUGAUGAUAUUGCUGACUCAGCUGCUCCGCUUAGUUAACAUACGGUUUACAAUUUCUAACUACUGUUGCCAUGAGUUUAAUCGGUGUGUGUUGAAGAGGCAAAUGAGUACUGUAGCCCCCCCCCCCCCC